GGGAACAACAGCCAGGCCAUCACGAGUGACCAGCCCCCUGUCAGCCAGUGAACCAUCCAUGCUCCCGGCCCCCCUGGCUUUCCUGGGCCCGGGCCAUGCUGAUCACGGUGUACUGUGUACGGAGGGACCUCUCCGAGCGAACGUUCUCCCUCCAGGUCAGCCCUGACUUUGAGCUCUGCAACUUCCGAGUCCUCUGUGAGAUCGAGUCUGGUAUCCCGGCAGAAGAGAGCCAGAUCAUCUACACGGAGAGGAUGCUUGUGGAUGAUCACUGCUCCCUGGGCUCCUAUGGCCUCAAAGAUGGAGAUGUUGUUGUAUUGCUUCAGAAGGAUAAUAUGGGACCCCGGCCUCCAGGAAGGGCUCCAAACCAUCAUCACCAUCAUCGAGUUGAUUUCAGUGGGGUUGCCACACCGGGGACCUCGACGGCCAGGCAGCAGCGGGCGCCCUCGGCCCAGCAAUCCCACGGCUUGGGCUCUGGCGAGAAGGCGGCUUCUGCUCACGGUCUGGACAGCCCAGCCUUGAUUCGCAGCAUGCUGCUCUCCAAUCCGCACGACCUGUCCCUGCUGAAGGAACGCAACCCUGUUCUGGCGGAGGCGCUGCUCAGCGGAAACCUGGACACGUUUUCUCGGGUCUUGAGGGAGCAGCAAAGGGAGAUAGCCCUGAGAGAGCAAGAGAUGCUUCGCCUCUACACGGCCGAUCCCUUCGAUCGGGAAGCCCAGGCCAAAAUAGAAGAAGAGAUUCGGCAGCAGAAUAUUGAAGAAAACAUGACCAUCGCCAUGGAGGAGGCCCCCGAGAGCUUCGGACAGGUGGCGAUGCUCUACGUGAACUGCAAGGUGAACGGCCUUCCUCUGAAGGCGUUCGUGGACUCGGGCGCUCAGAUGACCAUCAUGAGCCAAGCGUGUGCUGAGAGAUGCAACAUCAUCAGGCUGAUGGACCGACGCUGGGCUGGAGUUGCCAAAGGGGUGGGCAUACAGAGGAUAAUGGGCCGCAUUCAUCUAGCACAGAUUCAGAUUGAAGGUGAUUUCUUACAGUGUUCUUUCUCUAUACUUGAAGAGCAGCCCAUGGACAUCCUUCUAGGGCUAGAUAUGCUCAGAAGACAUCAGUGUUCCAUAGAUUUGAAGAAAAACGUGCUGGUGAUUGGCACCACCGGCACACAGACUCCCUUCCUUCCCGAGGCAGAGGUGCCCAUAUGUGCUAUGUUGAUAAGUGGUAGUGAGGAAGAGGAGUCUUCAAACAAGGAAGUAGCAGAAAAGAUUAAACACCCAGUCAUGGAUUCAGGACGCAAAAAGCACUGAAGCAGGAUUACAGAUAGGUCACCAUCUUGGAAAGAACCUCAAGUCCCAGGAAAUUAUAAGACACCAACUCACUGGCAGCGUUAUCAUUAAACACAUCCAUAACAGCUCAGCUGCGUACUCGGAUGGUUCCAUGUGUGAAUCAGAUGGUUCUUGUGGCUCCCUGGUCCACUCCCGUCGUUCAAAAAUCACUGAACCCCAAUGGGAAGGCUCUGGGAACCAGUCGGUUUCUGGCUAGUCUGAUGAGGAGGAAAGUCAGUCUCUUCUGCAAGAUUAUAGGGAGGCAGGUCCAAGUAAUUGUCAUUUUGCAACAAAAUGGCAAAAGCCAAUGCUGCAGACUUUAUAGGUAUCUGUACAAGACAAUUUCACAAAAGCACUCAUGUUUUUUGUUUGUUAGUUGAGCCGGGAUGUUGCUGUGUAACAGUGGCCAUCCUCAAAAAUCAUGAUUUUCCUGCCUCUGCCUCCUGAGUGCUAGGAUUUCAAUGUGUGCUAUCACGCCCAGGCUAAUAAGUUUUAUUUUAUUUUAUGUCUGUUUUUACAGAUUGCAUUUUCUUUGGGAAAGGUAUGAAAAAUGGCGGGUCAAUUAUAGGCUCAAACAGAUUAAUACUUAUAAAUAUCUCUUUGGGGCAGCAUGAGGGUUUAUUUCCUCAUAUUUGACAUCUUUCCUGUUUUCUAACCUCCAAUGUGUUUUGAUUUCUCAUGACACUGUUCACCCACUUUUAUGUAAAAAGAGCUACUUCUUUUAGUCCAGACACCAGAUUCUUUUUCUGGGUUUUU
Perognathus longimembris pacificus (Pacific pocket mouse) is the source of this 2066-nucleotide messenger RNA. It is a transcript of the gene Ddi1, whose product is annotated as DNA damage inducible 1 homolog 1. Lineage: Eukaryota; Metazoa; Chordata; Mammalia; Rodentia; Heteromyidae. Gene Ontology annotation, biological process: proteolysis. Bases 96 to 1292 code for a protein of 398 amino acids. Gene Ontology annotation, molecular function: aspartic-type endopeptidase activity; protein binding. The transcript is spliced from 3 exons. The record is from RefSeq and is a predicted model, not a curated record.